Messenger RNA from Neurospora hispaniola, 1783 nucleotides. RefSeq names its product Metallo-dependent phosphatase-like protein. Bases 309 to 1592 code for a protein of 427 amino acids. The record is from RefSeq and is a predicted model, not a curated record. The transcript is spliced from 2 exons. NCBI's taxonomy places the organism in Eukaryota, Fungi, Ascomycota, Sordariomycetes, Sordariales, Sordariaceae. Gene Ontology annotation, molecular function: hydrolase activity.
GAUCAUUCCACCUCCCAACUUCCGCCCAACUAGACUACAUCAUUGAAGGGGAAGGGGCACUGUACCCGAACAAGUUGUAUUCUGUCUCAGUGUACCAUCUCAACCCAACUCUAUCUGGUGUUGGUAACCACACGAACAACUCGAGAGCGUUACUGCCCAAACACGUCACCCCCAUCGACGAACCAGUCCCCACACCAAUACCAUCUUCCCUUGUGGAAACUCAUCCUAUCCUCAACCUCCCCAUCCAUCUUCAACUGAAGUCUUCAAGCUCGACAAACCAUCGUCCAAAAAAUCAAACUCGGACCAAAAUGGGCAUCACGGCCAUUCUCCAACGCCUCCACCUCCUCCGCUCUGAAGAAUGGGACCCCCCAACCCCGCUCGACCACCUCCUCACCGAUAUGCAAUCCUGGCCCUUUUUCGUCAUUCCCAUCCACCUCCACUUCCUCCGCCUUGUCGUCACUCACCUCUACCAUCUAUUUCUUUUUCUCCGCGGGCACGCCUUCCACCCGCCCUCGCAUAUCUCGCCCAUCCGCGUCGUCUGUAUCUCCGACACACAUAAUUAUGAGCUUGAUCUGGCUAGGAUUCCCGACGGAGAGGGCGGUCUGCUGAUCCAUGCGGGAGACUUGACGGAUGAUGGGAGUAGGGAGAGUAUCCAGAGGCAGUUGGAUUGGUUGGGGGAGGUUAGAAGGCGGAAAGGGUUUGAGAGGGUCUUGGUGGUGGCGGGCAAUCAUGAUGGGUGGUUGGAUAAAGAAGGGGCAAGGCAGGUGCUGUUUGGAGAGGGAAGUAAGGGGGAUGCAGAGUUGACGUGGCCGGAGGGAGUGCAGUAUUUGGAUGGGAUGGCGGGAGAGGGGGAAAAUGGAGGUGUCAUGACGAUUGAGUUUGAGGGGAGGGCAAAGGGGAGGAGGUUGAAUGUUUGGGGGUGGGGAGGGGUGCCGAGAUGUGGAGGGCCGGAGCAUGCCUUCCAAUACGACCGCGCUUCUCACCCCUGGACGAACCGCAUCCCCGUCGAAACCGACAUCCUCAUCACGCACACCCCUCCCCGCCACCACCUUGACCUCGGCCUCGGCUGCGCCGGCCUCCUCGCCGAGCUUUGGCGCGUCAAGCCCAAGCUGCACGUGUUCGGCCACGUCCACUGGGGCGCCGGCCGCGAAGCCGUCUACUACGACGAGUGCCAGCGGGCGUACGAGUCGCUCAUGGCGCGCGGUGCUGACGUUCCGUUUCCGCCUGCUUUUCCUUCCAUUUUCUCGUUUCCCGCCUCUGUUUCAGCUGUUUCUCAAUCGGCCUCUCAAAAUCGCCAGGAACCUCGUUCAAAGAUGCGGGAGAAGCAGAAGCCGACGAAUCUGGUGAAUUUCUUGCUAUUGCCGGUUUAUUUCGGCCUGGCGUUGAGUUUAUACUUUGGGAAGGUGUUUGAGAGAGUUUGGAUGGACUCGAUGGAUGCUGCGAGGGUGAUUUGGCAUGGGACUACUGCUGUGGUGUGGAAGUGGGUGAUGCAGGGGCCGGGAUCGAAUAACGGGGCACUGUUGGUGAAUGCUAGUGUGACUUAUGGGAAUACGGGAAAGGUGAUUAAUCCUGUCCAAGUUGUUGAGUUGUGAUGAGGUGGGUUGGAUGGUAUUAUCAAAUCAAGGGCUUGUGGUAUAGGUAGGAGAACGUGGUAACGCCCUCGACGAGGAUAUUAGAAUAGGUAGGUUAUCAGGGAGGAACGCGUGCCGGAUACUCGGAGUAAAAGGGGAAGAGGAACAUUCGAGUGCAUUGCUGGGUAUUAUGCUGAUGUUAACAUAGGCUU